Messenger RNA from Vicia faba (fava bean), 789 nucleotides. The record is from the annotation of a GenBank genome assembly. Lineage: Eukaryota; Viridiplantae; Streptophyta; Magnoliopsida; Fabales; Fabaceae.
AUGAACUCAAAGUCAAAACCUAAAAAACCCACACCGAUUAGGGUUUUCGGACAACGAUCCAUCACCUCAACAUUCCGCUCUCUCCCGCUAAAUCCCUCUCAUGAUUCCGAAGCAAGUUCGAGAAAUCAAGCUUCGCGUAACAGCGACUCCACUCGUUUAUCGCUUACUCACUUCCUCGAUCGCAAACUGCAUAACUCUUCAACAGUCCCUCAAACCGUUCCGGGGAAAUUGACGCCUUUUCAAUCACCGGCCAGUGAGCAAGAUGGAAGCGUCAAACUAACUGAAGAAGAGAGAAAGUCUGCAACUGCUGAUGAGAAGUUGAUUUUGGGAAUGUUCAAGCAAGAGGGCAAAUGUGACUUUGUUCCUCCGUUAGAUCUUGAUGAGUUAGGAAAUUCUGUGGCAGAUGUUGGUCAAGGAGCUAGGAAAAGGAAAAAUCCAUUUGAAGGUGGAAAUGAGAACCAAACUGUUCGAAAGCAUGUGGUAGUUCUUGGAGGUGAAUCAAGGUUGAAGCCAAAAAAGCAGAUGAAAAAUGACUUCGAGGUCAAAAAGCAAAAACCAUAUAAUCACUAUGCAAAUGGCUGCGGCUGGUGGGACUAUGACAUGGAAGGUGUUGAUAAUGAGGCAUUGGGAGUCAGUGAAGUAUGGGAGGGAGUGGGAUCUACCACACUUGGAGAAAUCUCUACUGCAAAAGUAGCGACAUGUUUGUUGCCACCUAAAUCAAAGUCAACAAUGAUACUCCUAUCAUGGAGAGCCGGUAAGGAAAGACAAUAUUCAACGGGAAUCACAUAG